Molecule: messenger RNA, 1390 nt
Organism: Carassius carassius (crucian carp)
Lineage: Eukaryota; Metazoa; Chordata; Actinopteri; Cypriniformes; Cyprinidae
Product: GTP-binding protein Rheb-like
Exons: 8
Coding region: 223-777 (184 amino acids)
Biological process (GO): small GTPase-mediated signal transduction
Cellular component (GO): plasma membrane
Molecular function (GO): GDP binding; GTPase activity; GTP binding
Source: RefSeq, a predicted model, not a curated record
UAACGCAGGCUCGCGGUGGGCAGUGACGCAGGGUCUCAGACUUUCCUCGCAAUUCAUCGAAAAUACUCGCUUCGCUCGGCGGAACGGAUUCAUAGUAUUUCCCUUUCAAUCUUCACGACGCUGGAAGUCAAAACCGGGUCAAACCCAUGUGAUUUCGUUUGUUCAGACCAGACGCACCCUCCUCUUUCAUGUGGAUAUUGAUGCGGUAGAGAACAGAUAAAGAUGCCGCAGCCGAAAUCGCGAAAGAUCGCCGUCCUGGGCUACAGAUCCGUCGGGAAAUCCUCCUUGACAAUACAGUUUGUGGAAGGCCAGUUUGUCGACUCCUAUGACCCCACGAUUGAAAACACAUUUACGAAAAUGAUCACGGUGAACGGUCAGGAGUAUCACCUGCAGCUGGUGGACACAGCAGGACAGGACGAAUACUCUAUUUUCCCGCAGACGUACUCUAUAGAUAUCAACGGCUACAUUCUGGUGUAUUCAGUCACGUCAAAUAAAAGUUUUGAAGUAGUACAAGUUAUCCAUGAAAAGUUGCUGGAUAUGGUGGGAAAAGUACAAGUACCCAUAAUGCUGGUGGGCAAUAAGAAAGACCUUCACAUGGAACGUGUGAUCAGCUGUGAAGAGGGCAAAGCUUUGGCAGAAUCCUGGAACGCAGCGUUCAUGGAGUCCUCGGCCAAAGAGAAUCAGACGGCUGUGGAGGUGUUUAAGAGGAUAAUCCUGGAGGCGGAGAAGAUCGACGGUGACGCUCCUCAGGGCCGGACAUCCUGCUCCAUGAUGUAGAUAACCCCGCCCUUCCCUGUCAUGACCCCGCCCCUGGCCCCGCCCCUCUCCCACAGUCUGCCCCGCCCACCGGAGAACCAGCACAAACUUUCCUAGCAAGCAUGUUUGUGUGUUUGAGGCUGGCGUUUGGGCUUGGCUUGUGUUUCUGCUCCAGUUCUAGGGUUCCCAGAUAUGAACAGGGUUCGAGACGUUGAUCUUGAGAUGUUUCUAGAAAAGUGUGUUUCCAGCUCCUCCUGCAGCACUGGACACUGGGAAACACAUCCCUCUACUUGAAGUGGCUAACUGCCUGUUUCCUGCAUAGACAUGUCCGCUUUUUCUUUUAAACUGGUUUUAUACUUCACCUGACUUUACGUUUUUUAGAUGUGUGGUAUUUUUCUUUAAUUUAUUCUUUUGUGAGACCGAGUCUGUCCGUGGCAUUCCUGAAUAACACACAGCCUUACGUUUGCGUCUCGCUCUUCUCUACCUCUCAUCCUUCGCUCUGUUCCCCGAAUAUUUAUAAAUCGUGUUUCUUAAACUUAAUUAUGGCCAAUAAAGCCGGCAGCAUUCAUUCAGAAGUGAAUGUUGUUGGACUUUUUUUGAUUGUAAUCAUUAAACGCAGCAUUUUGUUUCACUA